GCUCUAGGGGCUCGCUGUCGGCUCUCAGGAACUAGAUUCUAGAAGCCACUUAAGCUAGGGGCUCGCUCGGUAGACGAAGCCGACAACGACGCAAGGGGGCGCUGAUGCUAGCAGCACAGGAGGGACACACUCGGCUUGUUGAGGCUCUAAUAGACGAGUGGGGGGCGCCCGUCGACCAACACGCGCACGACGGGAAGACUGCCUUGAGGCUAGCAGCGCUCGAAGGGCAUUUCGACACGGUCCGCUCUCUCCACGCCCGCGGUGCCGACGUCGAUUCUCUUGACGCAGACCGACGAAGCACUCUCUACGUGCUAGCGUUAGACAAUCGACUGGCGAUGGCGCGGUGCCUUCUUGAUUGUAGAGCGAGCGUCGCUGCUGCGGAUCAAGAGGGUCGGACACCAUUGCACGUGUCAGCGUGGCAAGGGCACACAGAUAUGGUGAAUCUACUCAUCAAAGUUGGUGGCGCUCAAGUAGACGGCCGAGACAGGUGCCGUCGGACGGCGCUCCACGCCGCCGCCUGGCGAGGCCGGGCCUCCGUGCUGCGAGCGUUGCUACAGCACGGCGCCGACCCCGCCGCCGUUUGCACGCAGGGAGCCACGCCGCUAGGUAGGCAGGGAGCCAUGUCACUAGGGAGGGAGCCACGUUACUAGGGAGGGAGCCACUACCAGGGUGUCAUGUUACUAGGGAGGGGCUCACGUUACUAGGGAGGGAGCCGUGUCACUACGGAGGCAGCCACGUUACUAGGGAGGGAGCCACGUCACUGGGGAGGGAACCACGUCACUAGGGAGGGACCGCAGAGACCGCUGCCGUCGGACCGGGCCUCUGUGCUGCGAGCGUUGCUACAGCACGGCGCCGACCCCG
Messenger RNA from Ostrinia furnacalis (Asian corn borer), 861 nucleotides. Its product is annotated as ankyrin repeat domain-containing protein 50-like. The coding region runs from base 105 to 650 and encodes 181 amino acids. NCBI's taxonomy places the organism in Eukaryota, Metazoa, Arthropoda, Insecta, Lepidoptera, Crambidae. Gene Ontology annotation, molecular function: protein binding. The record is from RefSeq and is a predicted model, not a curated record. The transcript is spliced from 4 exons.